Messenger RNA from Toxotes jaculatrix (banded archerfish), 2172 nucleotides. RefSeq names its product mannose-P-dolichol utilization defect 1b (gene mpdu1b). The transcript is spliced from 7 exons. Bases 20 to 796 code for a protein of 258 amino acids. Gene Ontology annotation, biological process: oligosaccharide biosynthetic process. NCBI's taxonomy places the organism in Eukaryota, Metazoa, Chordata, Actinopteri, Toxotidae. The record is from RefSeq and is a predicted model, not a curated record.
GUCACCUUAAAUCUCCACAAUGGCGGAUAAAAUAGUAUUGGAGAAAGGGUCAUCCUUUAUGGACCCUCUUAAAGGGCUUUUGUUGACCUAUUUUAUGCCAGAAUCAUGCUACGACGAGUUUUUUCUCAAUUUCAAUUUUUUGGACGUACCAUGCCUGAAGAUUGUUCUGAGCAAAGGUCUGGGGAUCGGCAUCAUCCUGGGAUCAGUGAUGGUGAAACUGCCACAGAUCUUAAAGCUGAUAGGAGCAAAGAGCGCUGAGGGGCUGAGCUUCAAGACGGUGCUGCUGGAGCUGCUGGCCAUCACAGGAACGAUGGCCUACAGCAUUGCCAACAAGUUCCCCUUCAGUGCCUGGGGAGAGGCUCUGUUCCUCAUGCUGCAGACAGUCACCAUUGGCUUCCUCAUUCAGCACUACGGAGGAAGGACCGGAAGAGGUCUCCUGUUCCUGGUUGUGUAUUUCGGCCUGCUGCUCCUCCUGCUGUCCCCAGUCACUCCCAUGUCCGUGGUUACCUCCAUGCAGGCCUUUAACAUGCCGGCCAUCAUUGUUGGCAGGCUGAUCCAGGCAGCCACUAACUACAAGAACGGGCACACCGGCCAGCUGUCCGCCAUCUCUGUCUUCCUGCUGUUCGCUGGAUCCCUUGCCCGCAUCUUCACCUCACUACAGGAAACUGGAGACUCACUGAUGGCCCUCACCUACGUCAUAUCUUCUACCUGUAAUGGCAUCAUCACGCUGCAGGUCCUCUACUACUGGAACAGCUCUCCAGAACGCAAGAAGCAGAAGAAAAAGAAGGGAGAGUAAAGAGACCAAAGACACGGCGCUAAACUUUUGACGAUCUUUUCUUCUUUCCAUUUCCAACUUUAGACUCUCUCAAAGACAAGAGGUGGCUUCAAACACUUGAAAGAACAAAAUUGACACAUGAAAUGCAUGUACAGAGCCACUGGAAUCUGCUGGACAAACACUUGACUCUGAAGCAAGGACUGGAACAAAACACGCCAUGCAGAUCUCCAGUACUGUUUUCUGUGGGUUCUAUGUAUGUUCUACGUAGGCCCCCUUGUUGCUGGUUUUGCAGGUGGUGUUUAGCUCUGAGCAGAGCUGCUGAGUCCAGACUCCAGGAUGCUGUUUUUACAUUCCACUUGAUGCAGUUUUCCUCAUUUACAGUCAAGCUGUGUUCAAAUGUUCGGAAAGGGUUUGUGUACCUGUCCGCUCAGUUUUCACACCCAGGGUAAAAUUAUUAUUAUUAUUAGUUUAUUUUAGUUUUUUUGGGGGGGGGGGAGGGGGGGUUGAAACCAUUUUGAUUUGUUUUGUCCUUUCACCAUAAACAUAAUAACAAACCAGCACCUUCAAUGAGUCUCGCAUUUGCAGAUUUGCACAAUGUGAUGCAAACUUCCACCUGUGAAAUAUUCCUGUAACAUUCUACAGCAUCAGAAGUGUAACAUAAAGGUGAAUCCCUGAAUUAAACUCAGGUUUAAACAAGACUCAGCUAUGCUAGCAACUCUGUGAGACUGCACUUUGAGCUACAUGCUAACAUUAGCAAAGCUACCAUUGCUAAUGCUAAAACACAUUAUUCAAAGAGAGUUUAGAAACACACACUCACGCCCAAUGACAACUUCCUGUCCUGAGAGUCAGCAUCUGACAUUUUUAUGUGAAACAUCAGUGAACUACACAACAAUGUUGUCGUGUUCAGACUGGUAUUGCAUGAGAGCACCAUGCUUUUAAAGUAGCAAACAAAUGGGACCACACCACAUGAUCUGGGGUUUAAACUAAGACAAACAAAUCUGGUAUUGCUUCUUUCUACUUCAAUUCUAAGUGUCAAUCCAGACAGGAAGCUGUGGCUGCUUCACAAUAAGAGCAUUAAAAUGACAGCUCAAGAUAUACAGGGUACAAACUGAACGUAACUAAAUAUCUCAUUGUUUAUGACAUAUGCUGAAAAAUAAAAAGCAGUGAUUGUGCUUUUACCACAUACUGGAUUCUGUUCUAGCUCAGGUAACCUGCAGUCAAAAAAUCGGAACCAGGAAUCAGUUAUGAGGCGGAAACCAGUUCAAGUCAAAAGGCACCCAGCUUCACCAUGAUUACAUUCCUGAUCCGAUAUACUGUAUAUGAAGGAGCUGGUACACAAUGAUUGGAAGAAAGUGUGAUGUGUUCAAAUGUGAGCGUAAUAAAGUGUUUUGAUGGAA